Sclerotinia trifoliorum is the source of this 2291-nucleotide messenger RNA. Lineage: Eukaryota; Fungi; Ascomycota; Leotiomycetes; Helotiales; Sclerotiniaceae. The record is from the annotation of a GenBank genome assembly.
CUAUUGACAAUUCUUGUCCUUCUGCUAAAAAAGAAUCUCUCUUCAUGAUUAUAUAUAUAUACACAAAUUAAUAGAUAAAAGCUUGUUGCAAGUAGUGCCUACCUUAUUAUAACUUACCCUCUGUUUUCGGUUAUUUGUGCAAUUUCAGACAUAAGAUCCUUUCGUUAAAUCUAACGCUGGACUGCGUUUAGGGGUCGAAGCGUGUUGUAAAAUGAGUGUAAGUCCAGUGUUUCAAUUUCUCCUCAAUCAAGUUUCAAUCUUCUCCCAGAGACUUGCCAUCUCUCCUAUUGACAUAUACACUCUUCCAUCGCCAAAACCAAAAUAUCUGUCGAGAAGUGAAAAAAGUAAUUGAAUUACUCUGGAAGCAAUUUACUAAUAAUUAUGUCACAGUAUGGGUUAGUUAUUCACCAGUCAUCCACAUACCGCGAAACACCAGACACCUCUUAUCCAUUCUGCAAAGACAAAUACUCGAUGUGCUCACUGCGACAAAUCUCACUAACAUUGCUAAAACAGAAACGGUUAUGGUGAUGGCGGUAGAGAUCCUUAUGCCCAACCAUCGCCGGGAUAUCCUCAAUCACCGCCAUAUGAUAAUGGAGGAGCGAUGGGACGAGACUCUUAUGGUGGUAGGAAACCCUAAGCACACAAGCUCUAUCUGGACUCGAUCAUCCUAUUGACACAAUAGCAGGACAAAAUGUAGAGAUGGCAUCCUUAGCACAGAAUGGAAGUCAGCCAGGUCAACAAGUCGACCCUAACUAUAUUCUCAAUGCGUGUCGUGAUAUCGACCGCGAGAUCGAUGAUGCUGCCCAGUACACCGCGCAGUUGGACAAACUUACUGGGAGAUUGCAAAAUGAACUCGAUCAAUCAUACAUCACGAGGGAACUGAAUGAAAUCGCGUCCAAUUCGGCUCUUCAAUUCAAGGCUAUCAUCGAAGAGAUUUCCAAGCUCAAGAGAAUGCCUGAAUCUGGAACUCCAAUGAAUCAAGGACAAAUCGGAAGAGUCUCACGCAAACUCAAGCAAACAAUGGACACAUACAAGUCGAGAGAAAUGGCAUUCGAGCAUGCGGUCAGAGACCAGAUGAGACGAGAGUACCGAAUUGUAAACCCGGAUGCCACAGAAUCAGAAGUGAAUGCUGCGGUCCCAAAUGCAGAGCCGCAACAAAUGUUCCAACAGGCUUUGAUGACGAGCAACAGACAAGGACAAGCGAAUUCCACUUUGAAUGCUGUUAGACAACGAAACGAGGCUAUCAAGAAGAUCGAGAAGGAUAUCAUAGAAAUCGCCACAUUAUUCCAACAGAUGGAUGAACUGGUCGUACAACAAGAAGCUGCUGUGGUCAAUAUUGAAAUGAAGGGUGAAGAAGUUGUAGAGAAUCUGGAUAAGGGAGUUCAACAAAUGGAUACGGCGAUUGUAAGUGCGAGAUCAAGAAAUAGAAAGAAGUGGUACUGCCUAGGAAUAGUUGGUAUGUUUCCCUUGCAUUCACUCGCCUCCCCCUUACUUCCACCCGCAAAUCACUAACAUGAAAACCUCAGUCAUCAUCGUAGCAAUUAUCGCAAUCGUCUUAGCUGUACACUUCACCAGCUCGAGCAAGAGCAAUAACGAUACCAAGCCUGCCAAAAGAUCCAUCCCAACUAUUGGAUCAGCGCGAGUUGUACCAGGUACCGCUUUCACUACAUCAGACCGAUUGGUAGUACCAGGUGCGAGCUUUCUGGAAUCAAAGAUAGUGGUUCCAGGCCAGAAAUGGAGUGAAGACAAAGCAGUAGUACCAGGUGUAGAAUUUACACGAGUGGUUAGAAAGUGGAAGAAAUUUGUCGCAUGAGCUUGACGGGGAAAUGUUUGUAUAAAUGGCCGGCCCAGAUGUGCUCUUGAUGUUUCCUUUGUCUUUUUCCGCAAGUAAGCACGUUUGUACGGAACUCAUAGUAAAUGAGUUGUGCAUAAGAUUUGGGCGUAUAUGAUGAUUUUAGUUCAAGAAUUCAAGAGAAGGAAAGAAGAAAAGAAGGAAGGAAAGGAGAUUUUUACCCUUUCAAUCACAAGCACGAUAAGAGAGGUGCCUUCGAGACAAUUAUCAUUUCUUUGUGUAGGAAUAAAGGAUCUAUAUGGUAGGAAAAAUUAUACCAUACCUUUUUCUCUAGUUGUAACGCAUGUUGCUUUCAUUCGCUUCGUUUGAUAUAGGGGGAAAGGAGUUUUUUUCUUCUGCUUCUUUUGGUUUUGAGAGGUGAGUAAAGCAAGUCACAGGGUGAUGGAUAUAUAGUAUAUUUAUAGUGUAGUUGUGGAUUUUAAUAACAUUUUUUGUAAUG